AUGAACUGCCUAAAGUUCUUUGCGAAAGACGGAUUUCUGCUCGUUGUUGAACAGCAAAAGGUAGCGACCCCCAUGUAUGGCACACGUGUAACGGAGGCGCCGCGGGGCUCUGCAACACACCCCGUCCCGACGUAUUUUUGGUGUGAUUUCUACCUUGCAAGAGAAAGCCACGCUAGGACAAGUGCCUACGAGCUGUGGUGGGUCAGCGCAGCAGAUCCGCCCGUCAGUGCCAGUUCGCUGGGGCCCCCUGGCCCGAGGAGUUCGCCAGACGCGCUUCUCCCCCCGCAACAGCAGCAGCACCAGGAGCAAAGUGGAAUAAUGGCGAGCGGCAUUGGUGAUAAGGUCGCGCUCGCAAACCCGUACGAGGUACUUAAGGAAGAAGACGCCGUACAGCGAAGGUUGGAGAGGCAGGCGGAGAGGGAGCGACGUCGUCGUGAGCGUCGGGAGGAAAAGGCUGCAGCGGCCGCCUCAGCCGCGGCUGCUUCAGCAGCAGCUACAGCGGCGGCUGCAGCUGCUGUAAGGGCCCAGCUCUCCCCCGGUGCCGCCUCCCUCUUGCAGGGGGCACGUUGGGCUGAUGUCGAGGUUGACUCGGACGAUGAUGGGCCGUUAGCAGUAACGAUGCCCCACCGUUCCAUGGCUUCGGGGGGAGGGACUGCGGGGCGCAGGUCGCAACAGCACCCAAGGGACGCCUUUUACUCGGACGUGGAGACUUCUUCGGAGGAUGACUUCGCCAGUGAUGUUGAGGGUGACCCCCAAGGAGACGACUUGGCCGCCACCAGCAGCAGCAGCAGCGGCGAGGAGGACAGGGCAACAAGCAGAGAGCAGCCAACUCGAUCCCCGUCGGAGGGCAGACGAAAAGCCAAAGGUGCAGGCGGGGCUGCUGCUGCCGACCCCCUGAAAGGCCUUAGCAGGAAGGAGAGGAAACAACGCGAGAUGGAAGAGCUGGAGAAGGCUCUGAGCGAGGCGGGCCUGACCCCGUCUGUGCCCGCGGAGCCAAAGCCACAGCCGCAGCAGCAGCCGCAGCAGCAGCCACAACAGCAACAGCCGAAGACAGGAGGAGGUUCUAGCGAGAAAAAGAAGAAAAAAAAGGCUCAUCAGCAGCAGCAGCAGCUGCAGCAGCAGCAGCGUGAAUCUGAAACUGAUGACAAUGCAGAUACCCCAGUAAGUACCGCACACAACAUUGCUCUGAGUGCUGCAAUCGGUGCCUUCUUUCAGUGGUACUAUUUGAAGCGUUCGCUGCGGGCUCUGUUGCUGCUGCAGGCCGCUCCUGAAGACCCCGCCAAAAUCGCGGCUCGCCUGAAGGCGGCAGCGGCAGCGAAGAAGAGCCCCGCGAACAGCAAGGAGUUGGCGAAGAAAUUGGCCGCCCAGGAGGCGCAGGCGAAGAAGGAAAAGGCGAAGAAGGAGAAGAAGCCAAAACUCUUUUUCCCACCGAAACAGUGA
Molecule: messenger RNA, 1440 nt
Organism: Eimeria maxima
Lineage: Eukaryota; Apicomplexa; Conoidasida; Eucoccidiorida; Eimeriidae
Exons: 4
Coding region: 1-1440 (479 amino acids)
Source: RefSeq, a predicted model, not a curated record